GCCGUGGCCAUAUUUGUUGAUGUGUCAUUCCAAAAAGGACUUGUUGGGUUGACCAGCUGGAAAGACAGACAAAGUCACGGCUCAAAGUUCACCAUUAAGUUCAACCCGAGCUGCUCACUCGUUCCACUCAUGGAUUUACCACACUCGAUUUGACGCACAGAAGGUACCAUGGAGCUACCUGAUCCAGUCUCGGACGCACACGUGAUGGAGGAGUCCAAUGUCGAGUUGAAAGGAGGUGAAUUGCCACAGUUACAGCAGCUCCAGAACUGUGAUGUAGAAAAACAAGAACUCGCGUCAGAUGAAUGUACAACAGAGGACUGUAUGCAGACAAAAGGUGACUUUAUCAAAACUAAAACAGAUCGUUUUGCAAAGACAAAGAUCGAAGGACAAGAUGGAGGGGGUGAGCUGGCGUCCGAUGACAACUGUGAUAGUAUUACGUGUUCAAAUGAAGAGGAACAGCCGUCACCUAUUUUAAAUGAAGCGGCUUCAGGCGAUGCGGUUGAAGUUUCCCACUCCGUAGAAGAUAUAUUGACUCUUGACAAAGACGGUUCUCCCAACGGCAACUACGAGUCGCCCGUCAGCAAGGAGCCGUCGCCACAGAGCCGCAACGGAUUAACUGAGAGUCUGUCAUCCAAACACUCCCCCCCUGAGUCCACGACCACCGCAUCCGGCAUCUCCAACGGCCCCUCCACCCCCUCUUCGGACACCAUCAGCUCCUCCCUCACCUCCAGCCCUCAAAGCGGCACCGAGACGUCGGCGCCCUCCCAUUCGACGUCCAGCCCGUAUGACACGGACUGCAGCCGGAAGCUGAUUUCGCAGAUCCAGCGCUCCCUGUCGCAGGAGUCUCUGUUGGACGAGCUGGAGUCGGAGCUGAUGGCCUAUCAGCUUCCCGAAGUCGAACGUAAAGGAAGCCCGCCUGUCAAUGGAGUCCCUUUGGAGCAGGAGGACUGCAUGUUGGUCUUUGAGAAGUGUGUCCAGUACAAGUAUGCGCAGCAGGAAAAGUCCAUCCAGAGGUUGCUGGAGGAAAACAAGCGGCAUCAGGAUCUCAUCCUGGGCAUCUGUUCCGAGAAGGACAACAUGAAGGAGGAGCUGAAAAAGAGAGACGAGACGGAGAAGCAGCACACGGGCACCAUCAGAAAUCUGGAGGGAAGGGUUACCGAGCUGCAGCGGGUGCUGAAGGAGUCCCGGGACAAACUCAUCCAACAGGAGCAGGCGGCUAAAGCUAACCUGAUGCAAACGCAGAAGGAGAUGUCCUACCGGCUAGAACAGGCGAACAGGAAGUGCGAGGAAGCACGCCAAGAGAAGGAGAGCAUGGUGAUGAAAUAUGUGCGGGGGGAGAAGGAGGCUCUGGACCUGAGGCGGGACAAGGAGACUUUGGAGAAGAAGCUGCGGGAGGCCACCAAGGAAGUGGAGCGCCAGGCCCUACGAGGAAACCAGCUUGCCCAGGAGAGAGGCCGCCUGCAGCAGCUGUGCGACGCCAAGGAAGGCGAAGUCAGCCGGCUGACUCGAGAGGUGGAAAAGUUGAAGGAGGAUAACAACUCCCAUCUUAUUAAGGUCAAAUGGGCCCAGAACAGACUCAAGAGUGAGGCUGAUGCCCACAAGGAAUCUAAAGACAAGCUGAGGGACAUCACAUGCAAACUCACCCAAGCCAAAGAAGAGACGGAGCAGAUUCGCAAGAACUGCCAAGACAUGAUCCGAACAUACCAGGAAUCAGAAGAGAUCAAAUCCAAUGAGCUGGAUGCUAAACUGAGGGAGACCAAAGGAGAACUAGCCAAACACAUGCAGGAGCAAACGGACCAAUUAGAGGUGCACCGCGUGAAGGCCAAAGAGCUGGACGACCUGAAGAGGAGUUACAAGGAGAGCAUGGAUGAGCUGGACGCGCUCCGCACCAAGCUCAAGUGUCUGGAGGACGAACGGCCCCGCUGGGAGGACGAGCUGAGCAAGUACCGCGAGAUCAUCAACAGGCAGAAAGCCGAGAUCGGUCGCCAGAGGGACGAGUUGAACAAGAUGGGCGCGCUGCAGGAGGAGCAUCAACGGGCCCAACAAGAGCUCACGUCUCGGUGCAAUGAGGUCGACUCGCUCAACGGCCAGAUGGAGGACCUCCAGCGGGACGUGCAGGGGAGCCGGGAGCGCGAGGCCGAGCUGCUGGGCUUCACCGAGAAGCUCAGCAGCAAGAACGCCCGCUUGCAGUCGGAGAGCAACGCCCUGCAGUCCCAGCUGGAUCAGCUGGGCGACCGCUUCGCCGAGCUACGAGCCAAGCUGGAGGAAACCGACGGCGCCCUGGAUGACAAGUCGCGCCGGCUAAAGCAGGAGGAGGUCCUGAGGCAGCAGGAGGUGCGAGCUCUGCAGGAGGAGCGGACCGAGCUGCAAGGCGAACUGAGCCGGCUCAAGACGCGAGUGGACGAGUUGAGGGACGAGCUGAUGACUCAGAGGAGGAAGCAAGCGGCCAACAUCAAGGACCUGACCAAGCAGCUCACACAAGCUCGAAAGAGACUGGACCAGGUCGAGAACGGAGGCUGCGACCGCGAAGGCGGCAGCAUGGGUAGCCGAUCCAGUUCCUCAGGUGCUUCGCCUGGCUCCUUGAACGCGCGCCACGGGGGCGGAGGUGAGGAACGCUGGCCGGAGAGCCACUCGGGUUCCUCGACGACGGCGGCGGCGACGGUAGACAGCUUCCCGGAGGUGGAUAAGGCCGUGCUGGUGGAGCGCAUUGUCCGUCUGCAAAAGGCGAUGGCCCGCAAGCAGGAGAAAAUUGAGUUCAUGGAGGAUCACAUCAAGCAGCUGGUGGAUGAAAUCCGCAAAAAGACCAAAAUCAUCCAGAGCUACGUACUAAGGGAAGAGUCGGGGGCCCUCUCGUCAGAGGCGUCGGACUUCAACAAGGCCCACCUGAGCCGGCGGGGGGGCAUCAUGGCUUCGCUGUACACCUCCCACCCGGCCGACAGCGGGCUCACGCUGGACCUGUCGCUGGAGAUCAACAGGAAGCUGCAGGCGGUGCUGGAGGACACCCUGUUGAAGAACAUCACUCUCAAGGAGAGCCUUCAGACGUUGGGCGCCGAGAUCGAGAAGCUAAUUAAACAGCAGCGAGACCCCGUAGACGGAGCGAGGAGGAAGUAAGUGAAGGACUGCGGAAAUUUAGGAUACAAAUGUGCCAGUAACGUCCUUUUUCGUCAUUGUCAUCUUCUCGUUACCUUGCCCACUUACUUGAAUUGUUCUGUCGACUUUGCAAUCGCUUUGGUGCAACGGAACGCGAUUUCCUCCGGGGACAUUUUUUCGACGGCUGUGACGGGCCAUUAUUCUGAAUGUAGACUGGGGAUUGUCGCAAAGAAAACGGACCAAAUAUCAAAUAUGUGUGUGUGUGUGUGGGAGGGGGGUGAAUUUGUCUCCAGGUUCUCUGUUCAACAACGCCAUCCGCCAAGUAAACCUCAAUGCCAAAUUCUUUUUUGAAAAGAAACUUGCACGACCCCAUCAUAACGUAGCACUCCGAGAUGUGAAUUAUUCGUGUCCUUGUCACUGAGCUGACGUUUCUGCUGCUUGGUAACGGCAAAGCGUGCAAAAAUCUACCCAGGGACAAAGUGCAAUGUGUGCCCUUUCUUUUGAUUUUCAUUUAUUUUGCUUUUCAUUGCAACUUGUGCGCGCGCGCGCAUUCGUUUGCUCACCUUCUUCUUCCAUUUCAGCGUAAUAGGCGUUUGGUUUACUCCUCACGUCCGCGCCGGACUUGUCCGGUCUUAUUGGCUGGUACCAAGUUGACUUUGAUGAUUGUUCCAUUUGGCGCCGUAAUCCCUCUUUGCUUUUAGGUCACACGCGCGCAUACGAGAUGAAGGGAACGACGGCCGGUCGAUACAAAAGGUCUUUAUUUGAUCUCAUGCGGCGCCACAACAAACUGUUUCAUGCAUUGGGCCAAACCCGCCGAGCAUUAUUAUUUUGGAGAAAAUGAGACGAAAAUGGAAACAUAAUUCUCUUUCUCAUGUAGAUGUACCGCAAAAUAGCCGCAUCGGCGCCGGAAUGGGGUAAUUUACGCGCCUGUGCCUCUCAAUCCAGAACCCAACGAAGCAGGUUAUUGCCACUUUCACGCGACGAAAUCGCUUCGUUUGACACGUGACAACGAAAAUUAAUUUCAACACGACGGUGCUGGACAAGUGAAUGUGUGCGAGUGUUGGCUACGACUCUUAAGACGCCUCAAUGCUGUUUACGAUACCAGACGGCAAUAAGGCAACUGCCAGCUUUUAACACACAACUCAGCCGAGUGCAGCGACUGCGUCCGCGAGUAAUAUGAAAGGGCCUUCCAUGGGAUAACAUGAAACAUGAUUCGCGUAGCUUUGAGGUGACGCCGUAAAACGGGAUAUAUAUAAUUGUUUUAAUUUUUUUUUUUUUGAAUCAAUUUCCUGGUUCUGUGCAAUGAUUUCAGUGGGCUCUGUCUGUGUGAAACAAACUGUGAUUCUAAUUAAAUUGUACAUUUGUAUAUAUUGGAUGAUGUGUAUAUACUGUGGAUAUAUAUAGAUAUAUAGAUAUAGAUCUAUAUCUAUAUAUAUAUAUAUAAAUAAGUGGAUCAAGGAAAUAAAAUGAAAUACGUCUGA
Molecule: messenger RNA, 4571 nt
Organism: Syngnathus typhle (broad-nosed pipefish)
Lineage: Eukaryota; Metazoa; Chordata; Actinopteri; Syngnathiformes; Syngnathidae
Gene: ccdc186
Product: coiled-coil domain-containing protein 186
Exons: 16
Coding region: 169-3111 (980 amino acids)
Biological process (GO): vesicle cytoskeletal trafficking
Cellular component (GO): trans-Golgi network
Molecular function (GO): small GTPase binding
Source: RefSeq, a predicted model, not a curated record